CCUCGACAUUACUCGGCAGUAAGUAGCAUCUCGCGAAAGUUCCGAGUCUGGCCGACGAACGAAAGCGCCAGACUUACAUUUGCGAAGCUGUGGGAGACAGUCGUUAGUUGUAUGCGAUUUUGAUUUUCGAGUACCUAAUCGUUUUUCGUCUGUGAUUAAAGAAGUGGCAAAUUCAACUCUAGAUUUUUUUGUAUGCUGGCAAUUACCGAAAAGCUUUAGACAAGAAAAAUACAAUAGUUCAACCCUUGUCAAACAGUGUUUCUUGGGAAUCGGGAUUUCAUCAUCUGUUUUUACUUUGUAAUCGAAAUAAGUAAACAAUCUUCUUUUACGUUCAGUAUAUUAACAAAAAAACAUGGAAAACGACAUUAACAAACCAUAUAAAAUUUGCGAUGUUAAUCGCGAAAAGAAGAAAGGAAUUGUCGCUAUGUCGCUUGAAGACUUACUCACAAAAGUGCCGGAAAAGCUGGGAAUGCCUUCUGAAAAUUUAACUGUUGUAUUGGAAUCAGAUGGUACAGAAGUUGAUGAUGAAGAAUACUUCUCUACGUUAGACCCAGACACGUCCCUCAUGAUUUUGCACGGAAAUGAAAAGUGGGUCCCGAACAUGCCUAAGUGUCAGGUAUCGUUAGAUCAGACCGAUGAUAUAGCUUUGGGUGAUAAAGAACAAGUGGCGAGUCUUGUUGGUCGACUGCAGCAUAACCUAUGUCACAUCUCGUUGCUUGGAGGCCAAGACCUAGAAUUGUUAUCUGAUAUGGAUCCUGACAGCUUGGCUGACAUUGUUACUGAUCGAGAUAAUAGAAUAAUUUUGGAACAUAUUAAAGAAGCAUCUGGAAGAAUUCUUCUGGAAAAACGUCAAGCCCAAGAUGCUAUGGAAUUGCUAAAAUUAUACCAUCAGAGUGUCUCCAAUGGUCCAGAAGACGUGUCUUCCCCAAAGCAGGAGAGGGUUUAAAUCAACCCAGUUGAACAUCUGGUCUGCACACAGGCAAGACGGAACUUAUUAAUCUAAAGUUUGAUAAAGUUAUUUGUACACAGUAUAAUAUUAUUCCAGCAUUAAAGCUAUUGGGAUAUUAAUGUACAAUUAUUAUUAAUAUCAAACAAUGUUUAUAUUACGAUACAUAAAUAAAAAUUGUAGUAUUAAAACGCUAAUCUUAUGAAUAUGAGCUAAUAAUAUUAAUAUGUGGAUAAUGGUUUGAUAUGAUAGUGAUGAUAAUCUUAAGUAGGCAGGCAUGUGUACAUAGAUAUGCAUGAGACUUAAAUGAUUUCUUGCUCUCUGUCUUUACUUUCUCAUUCACUACUAUAAAAUUCAAUUCGGUAGUGACCUUUGCAUACUUUUAACCAAAUGGGUAUGAUUUGGUAUUUUAACCAUAAGUUGUAUAGUUUUUAAAGAGAUCCAUAUUUGGAUAAACAUUUGGUAAUAUAGUUUGUUUUGAAAAGAGAUUAUAGUGUUAAGAAUUUAAGGCCUUCUGCAUCAUUAUGUCACAAUGUUUUAUUUUGUAAACUUUUGAGAGACGAUUUGCCACAAGGUUGAUAAUCAACAUCAAUUUAAAAGACUGAUAGUUGGUAAUUUUUUUUUUAUAUAGUUUUACCCUUAGAUUAAGAUGCAUUAUUUUAUUCCAAAUUUGCUCAAAAUUUACAAUUAUUGAAUAAAUUCCUCUGCAAUUCUGUUCUAUCCACUGCUAUACCAUUUUGUAAUCUUAGUGGUUACUUAUUAUUCAGAUUCCCAAGUUUCACUUUGCCCUUCAUAUAAAAUAUCAAUAGGAAAAACAAUAUACGAUUUUGUUAAAAUUAAGUAAUUCUGUUUUAUUAAAAAAAUGUAAGAGUCAAACAGUUUCAUUAUAAACAUGCACCAUACAUAUUUCUGAACAAAAAAAAAAAAAAAAAUCAUUGAAAAAUAUUAGGUAUUCAUAUUAAGAUUAAUCAUGUUUUCUGUACAAAUUUAUGAGAAUUGAGGAGCUAGAGCAGGGUUGUUUACCAGAAAUUAAUAAGUGAAUUCUGCUAGUAUAUGUUCUUAUUCCUCUAUUCUGAUUUCAAAACUAAACAACAAUGAUACUAUGUAGUUGUAAAUUGUAAAAGGAGUGUGCACUAAAAAUGUGAAAAAAAAACACUAAAACCUAUGUCAACAAUACUAAAUUGUUUGCAAAGUAUUGAUUAACAUACCUACCCAAUAAAAAUAUCCUGCAUAGUGGUUUAUAGUAAAUAUGGUUCAAAUUUAUUAUAAAUGUGUAAAGUGUAUAAUCUGAAUACAAUUUGAAACACCAAAUAGAUUAAGUUUUUUUUAUAAAAUGUGGACUGUGGCAAAUUUAUUCCUACGAAAAACUGGAAUGUGCAGCAAAUAGUUUAAUUUAGAUUAUUGCUUUAUUUUAUUUUAAUUAACUUUUACGAUAGCAAUAUUUUAAAAUAUUUUGCUGCUACCCUGUAUACAUUUGUGAAGUACUAGUGGAAGUGUAGUCUAAAAUGUGCCAUGACUGUGUCCAUUUGUACUUUAUAGCAAUCUUGUAUUGUGGUAUAAGGGUGGGCCAACCUGACAGUGUAAUAAUAAUUGAGACUGACGAGUCUCAGAGUAGGUGGAAAUAUUCUGUUGUGAUGUC
Bombyx mandarina (wild silkworm) is the source of this 2585-nucleotide messenger RNA. It is a transcript of the gene Drep1, whose product is annotated as DNA fragmentation factor-related protein 1. Gene Ontology annotation, biological process: apoptotic process; regulation of apoptotic process. The record is from RefSeq and is a predicted model, not a curated record. Lineage: Eukaryota; Metazoa; Arthropoda; Insecta; Lepidoptera; Bombycidae.